AGUUGAACCCUCAGUUGCUUGAGAUGGGUUAUCAAGAGCGGGGGUUUUUGGAAAACCCAUGUUUAUACAAUGUUCUAGGGUAUUUUCUGAUCUUCUUGUGUUAAUCACAGGCAAGGUAAAGAAACGCAGCUAUAUAAACGGAGCUGAGAUGAAACGAUCUCAGUCAGUUUUUAAUCUGAAUUGCUGCAGCGAUGAGGUGGCUUUCUUUAUUGGUCCCGCUCCUGGCGCUUCUCUCCCUCCUCGAAGUUGGACAUGCUCAUUCGAUUCCGAGAAUAACAAUUAAGAACGGCGACAUCACUGUCCAUGGAAAUUGUUAUGGUUGCACUGCUAAGGCCACGAAAAACACGGCUCAAUUACAAAUUAAAUUUACUCGAAGAUGGUAACUUUGUGUUAAAAAACCCUUCAACUUGCCAUAUUUAUUUAUACUAUUUAUAACUAAAUAACUAAUAAAAAGCUAUCUGAGAUGAAAA
Messenger RNA from Drosophila biarmipes, 470 nucleotides. RefSeq lists its product as uncharacterized. The transcript has 2 exons. The record is from RefSeq and is a predicted model, not a curated record. Bases 192 to 383 code for a protein of 63 amino acids. NCBI's taxonomy places the organism in Eukaryota, Metazoa, Arthropoda, Insecta, Diptera, Drosophilidae.